AAAAAUAAUAUUUUAUCAUAUACCACCGCCACUAGGACAAUAAUUGUCGCUGAUUGUCGCCAGUGUGUGCGUAUGUGUGUUCUGUGUACAAUUUUUAAUCUCAGUGUAUACGUGUACAUAUAAUAUACAACAUACUUAUACUUAUACGUACUUAGUAUUUACACUACUUUGGAUCUUAUGCUUGUGUUUAAUUAUUUAUAAUACAACAAUCUUGUGGUAUCUAAGAGUCGUGGUAAUUUUUUUUAACAGCAGUCGCGAUAAUUUUAUUACAAAGCCACAUUAAAAAUUCUCUAUACACAGAGACAGCGAUAAUAAUAUGCCAGGUAUGAGUAGAUAAAAAAUAAAAAAACGACUGGAGGUAACGCAAAUACUGUUGUCGACAAUACGGACAAAAAACAGUCUGAGGAUGGCAUUUCCACCACUGGUCAGUUCAACACCUCCACCUCUUGAUAAUUAUCGCGAGAGUGAUGAUGAUGAGUUUGGUGACUACGCAGCUGGAGGUCUUGAUGGAUCAUCAACAACCUCUGAGUCACCUAGAAAAUUACUUACUCCAAUUCAAACUCCAACUCCAUCAAUGACAGCGUCUCCGAGGAUCAAUGGAACUGGAGAUUAUUCACUAGCUGUUGAUGUAUUGACACGUGAAGAUGGUAAUGAUGAUGGUGGUGGUGGUGGUGGUGUUCUCAGAUCUCGGAUUGAUGAGGAUAUUAUCACUGUAGAAAAAACAGAUGACACAGUGAGCAGUAUAAAGCUAAAUAUUAGGACGUGUAGUGGUAGUUUAAAUAAUAAUAAUAAUAAAUCGGAUUUUAUAAAAAAUAGAGAUAUUAAUAUAGAUGAUAUUUCACGGGAUAAAAGUGAUAAAAAUUCGGGUUAUGAAAGCAAUAUAUGUAGCACAAACGAUAUUUGUAAUCAAGGAAAUUUAGAUAAGACAAAUUUAUUACCUAUUAAUGUUAAUGGUGAUGUAGUAAAUAGUAAUAAUAGUAGUUUAGCUGAAAGUUUGAAGACUGCAAGUGAUAGAGAUGAUUCGCUAAAUAAUAUUGAGGCUACUGAUGAUCACGAGCCAUUGAGUUUGAUACUAGAUGAUCCUACAGUUGACAGUGAUUCACAUCAAGACUUGGACAAUGAUUUUUAUGACUAUGAUAAUUACAAUAAUUCAUUGGAGUGUGACAGUCCUCGUCCAAAUGAUAAUCCAGAUUCAGGAUUAAAUUCACCCAAGCAUGAGAUUUUUAAAAAUAAUAAUGUCAGUGACAAGGAAAUUGUUGAGGUGACAAAGCUGAAAAAUUUUGAGAGUACAAUUAAUAGUCCAGAGAAUAAUGAGUCAAUUAAAGUUGAUGAUAAUCAAGGUGAAAAGGUUGAUGACUUUUUUAAAGAUAUCUCUUCGGAUUUUUCAAGUUUUCUUAUUGCUCAUGGGAAUAAUAAAGACUAUGUCAAUAAUUUUACGAUAUCGGAUAUCGAUCAUGAUAUUGAAGAAUCAGAAAAUAAUCACACUGAUGAUAAAAUAAAGAGUUCAAAUGAUUUUAGUGAUUUUAAUUUUUAUUUUGAUAAAAAUAUUUUAUCUACGCAUAGUAAUAAUAAUAGUAAUUCCUGUAUUAAUAACAUACAAGAUAAUGUUAUUGAUGUUGACAUUCCACCGUUGGAGAAUCAUGAUAUCAAUGUUAAUGAUGAUUAUGAUGAUGAUGAUGAAUUUGGUGAUUUUAGUGACUUUAAUAAUACAGUAGUCAAUAUGGAAAAUAAUCAAAAUGAUGAUAAAGAUUCGAUUAAAAAAAAUGAUACUGAUGAAAAUUUAGAAAAAUUAAACAUUAAUGAUAGUAGUGAUAAUAAUGACUGUGAUUUUAAAAAUUUCAUAGAUUAUCAGUGUACAGAUAAAAACCAAACCAGUGAAUUAAAUGUAUUAGAACCGAAAAAUAUUAUAUCGGAAGGGAUUUCAGAACCAAGUCCACUGCCACUUAAAAUAACGCCGAGUUAUGAAACGAAUAAUGAUUAUGAUGAUUUUUCGACUUAUGAACCAUUCAAAAGUGCCACCACAGCAACUAAAAUCAUUCCCAGUGGCAGUCAACUAUCGCCAGAACACAAUAAACCAACGGUAGAUACAGAAACACAAGAAAUAUCAACAGUUACAGAAUGUAAAAAACAGGAUGACGAUGAUGAUGUUCAUGAUGAUGAUUUUGGAGAUUUUGCUGAUUUUUCCAGUGGACCAGCAGCUGAAAUACAAGAAUGGACGCCAAAUGUCCAAGAACCAGUCGCUUCCAAUCUAGAUGACGAUGACUUUGAUGACUUUUGCAGUAAUUCUGCGAUUGUAGAAACACAUGAAAUAAAUAUAAGAGAAUCUAUAAGUCGAAUAGAUAAUAAAAACGCUGCUAAUAAAAUAGAGGACAUAAUAGCAAAUAUGUUUCCUAAUACUCCAGAAAUUCCAGAGAUUGAUAUAAAAUCAUUGAUUGAGGAAACUGAUGACUUGUGGCAGUCACUCAAGCGCAUUGAAGAGACAAAUGCUCUAUCUUAUCAAUGGACUAAUAGCGUCAGUAAUAAUGUUCUUCUUGGUUCCCUUGGUAUUGAUUCUCGUAAUAUCCUAUUUGGACCUCGUUGGAAUCCAAACAUUCCAAGAUUCGCGGCAAAUUUGGGAUAUGCGCCUUUAGAACCUACAAGAGCUUCUUCCGAAGCACAACAAGCAUCAACUUCUAGCACUAAUAAACAACAAAAUUCUACCACUAGUGAUGAAGUACCAGCAGCUCAAUUUGACUGGAACAGUUCUGGCCUAGUCAAUCCUCUUGAUGCAAGUGGUGGUCUUUCGUCACUGUUAUCCCUAGACUUGUUGUAUCCUUUUGAUCCUCUGUUAACUCCACAUUAUUCCGCACAUUCCGAAUCCUAUCACCAUCACGCUGCUUGUAACAGGAGCUCCAUAUACUUCAGUAAUGGUAAUAAUUUACAUGAGCAAGAAGAAAAUUAUUCAAAAACACGGUCAUCAGAGUUGAUAGAAAAUGAACUAAUGAAGCCCGUGAGACAAUCGCAGUUGUCUAAAAUAAUCGAACCACUACCAGGACCUAGUACAGUUGAAUGGAAAAAAAAACAAGAUAGUUUUGAUGGUGUCACAAAAAAAAUUGUCAAUCAAAAACCACGAACGAAUAAAAUUAAUCAACAAGUACCAGUAACUGGUACCAUAAGCAAAAUUGACGUGAGAUCCGAAUCAAUAAAAAUAGACUCAGCAAAAGAAUAUAGCCAUCGUAAAUCAGGAGGGAUUAAACGUGAUAAUUUUGUUGAGCAACAUACAGUAAUGGAUCGUUAUGGAAGACCAAUGGUUGUUCAAGCGGAAACAGUACGAGUGUUAAAACAAUUGCCAGAUUUAUCAUUUCUUAGUGCAAGAACGCUACUAUUUAAUCCUGAACAAAAACAAAUUGUUCAGGAUCUUGGUGCAAUGAUAAAUCGUAAAAUGCCUGGCUGAGUUACGUCGGUCUGAAUGCGAGUUUUAAUUAAAUAUAUAAAUAUGAAAGAUUGUCUUGUGUAUUUAAAAUAAGUAUUAAUAACAGUAAUGAUUUUUUUAAUUACUGGUAUUACAAUUGAGUGAAAAAUAAAAUGAAAAAAUAAUAAUUCCAACUUAAAUAAUUAAAAGCUUGUGUUCAGACCAAUCAAAACAAACAAAUUUUUACUUGUAUUUAUUUAUUAUUUUUAUUAUUCAAAAAAUAGUUUACAAAAACAAUUCAUCACAUAUUUUAAUCGUAUUUUAAUCGCUUUUUUUUUUUAAAUAAUUAAAAAUUUAUUUUAAACAUUCGGUACUUACAUCACUGUAAAUAAAAAAUA
This is a messenger RNA of Microplitis mediator, 3789 nucleotides long. RefSeq names its product protein PFC0760c (gene Afti). Gene Ontology annotation, cellular component: trans-Golgi network membrane; AP-1 adaptor complex. Bases 407 to 3433 code for a protein of 1008 amino acids. The record is from RefSeq and is a predicted model, not a curated record. Gene Ontology annotation, biological process: intracellular transport. Lineage: Eukaryota; Metazoa; Arthropoda; Insecta; Hymenoptera; Braconidae. Gene Ontology annotation, molecular function: clathrin binding. The transcript has 8 exons.